AUGGAAGGGAGAGAAGGUAGCAGCACUGGAGUCACGGUGAUAGGAGCGGAAGCUCCGUCGGCGUAUCAUAUGGCGCCGAGGAGUGAAGUUGCUCUGAGCCAGCAUGGUCCUGUUUCUGAAUCAGCGGGUGGAGUUAUUGGUGUCUUGCCGGUGAGUCUGGGAAUGGAUGGAGGGGCAAUUAAGAAGAAAAGAGGUAGGCCAAGGAAGUACGGGCCAGACGGGUCGGUUUCUGCUGUGGCAUUAUCGCCUUUUCCGAUCUCGUCUUCAGGUCCUUUUUCUAGUGAGUUUUCGUCGGGGAAGCAAGGGAAACCGAAGGGGAUGGAGUUCAAGCAGUCGAAGAAAGUUGGAGUUGAUCUAUUUGGUGACUCGGUUGGAACCAACUUUAUGCCGCAUAUCAUUACCGUCAAUGCUGGUGAAGACAUUACAAUGAAGGUUAUAUCUUUUUCUCAGCAAGGACCGCGAGCUAUAUGCAUCUUAUCCGCCAGCGGUGUGAUUUCAAACGUUACGCUUCGUCAGCCUGAUUCUUCUGGCGGUACUUUGACCUAUGAGGGCCGUUUUGAGAUACUUUCGUUGUCUGGAUCGUUCAUGCCUACCGAGAGUCAAGGAACCAGAAGCCGGUCCGGUGGAAUGAGUGUUUCUUUGUCAAGCCCCGAUGGUCGUGUUGUAGGCGGUGGAGUUGCUGGUCUUCUAGUAGCAGCCAGUCCUGUGCAGGUGGUGGUUGGAAGUUUUCUGCCAAGUAACCAACAAGACCAGAAACCAAAGAAGCCAAAAUCUGAUUACGCAACAACCACCUUAACCGCACCUAUUGCAGUAUCUUCCGCGCCGCCACCAACCAAUGGCGAAAGGGAAGAUAUCAUGUCUGGACACUUACUACAAAAUUCCGGAACACUUAACUCAAAUCUUACUUCUCCCUCAGCCUUUCGUCGAGAAAAUUGGGUUAACAUGCACUCCAUGCCGGACUCAAUGAAGUCUGCAACCGAUAUUAACAUAUCUUUGCCCGAUAAUUAA
Messenger RNA from Lathyrus sativus (Indian pea), 1008 nucleotides. The record is from the annotation of a GenBank genome assembly. NCBI's taxonomy places the organism in Eukaryota, Viridiplantae, Streptophyta, Magnoliopsida, Fabales, Fabaceae.